AUGCGCGGCCCUGCCCUCCACCCCGCACCCACUGCGUCUCGGCUGCGCCGGGACACCGUCCAGCAGGCCUCCUUGUCCAGCCCCAGCAAGGCUGUCUGGCUUUCGCCCCCUGCGUGCCACCCAGGGGCUCUGGACAACUCUGCCCUCCAGCUGCUGACCCUGUCCUCCCUCUACCCAAGGCUGGCAGCCCCGUCCUCGCGCCGCCCUGUGCGCCGCCCUCUGCACGCUCUGGACCCGGCGGAUCAUGCCUUCCGCAGCACCUUCAUCACGGCCUCACCUGGGCUUCCUGCCCCGCCUCCACGGCUAGACCCCCUCACCUCCCCAGGGAAGUGGAACGCGUGUUCCAAGGGCCCCCGAAGUCUGCGGGAAGUUCCAUGGGGGAGCUUCGCCCCGGGCUCGCGAAGGUCGGGUGCGGGCCGCCGAGCGCGGGCCAGGGCGCCGCCGGGCCGCGCGGGCGGGAACGCGCGGCGGCCGUCCCCUCCUCCCUCGCUCCCGCCCGCAGCGGCGGCGGCGGCGCUUCUCCGGCGCGGAGCGGCUUUAAAAGGCGGCACCCCACCCCCUGGCGCACUCGCCGCUCGGGCGCCGAGCGAGCCUGCCGGGGGCGCCGGCGGGCCCGGGCUCCGGCCGCUCGCGCCGCGCCCCUGGCGCUGGCUGCUGCUGCUCGCGCUGCCCGCCGCCUGCUCCGCGCCGCCGCCGCCGCCGCCGCGCCCCGUCUACACCAACCACUGGGCGGUGCAAGUGCUGGGCGGCCCGGCCGCGGCGGACCGCGUGGCCGCGGCGCACGGCUACCUCAACUUGGGCCAGAUCGGAAACCUGGAAGAUUACUACCACUUUUAUCAUAGCAAAACCUUUAAAAGAUCGACCUUGAGUAGCAGAGGCCCUCACACCUUCCUCAGGAUGGACCCCCAGGUGAAAUGGCUCCAACAACAAGAAGUUAAACGCAGGGUGAAGAGACAGGUGCGAAGUGACCCUCAGGCCCUUUAUUUCAACGACCCCAUUUGGUCCAACAUGUGGUACAUGCAUUGUGGCGACAAGAACAGUCGCUGCCGAUCGGAAAUGAAUGUCCAGGCAGCGUGGAAGCGGGGCUACACGGGAAAAAACGUGGUGGUCACCAUCCUGGAUGAUGGCAUAGAGCGGAAUCACCCCGACCUGGCCCCAAACUAUGAUUCCUAUGCGAGCUAUGACGUCAACGGAAACGAUUACGACCCGUCUCCGCGAUAUGAUGCCAGCAAUGAGAACAAACAUGGUACUCGCUGUGCGGGAGAGGUCGCCGCUUCAGCCAACAACUCUUACUGCAUCGUGGGCAUCGCGUACAAUGCAAAAAUCGGAGGCAUCCGCAUGCUGGACGGAGACGUGACGGACGUGGUGGAGGCCAAGUCCCUGGGCAUCAGACCCAACUACAUCGACAUUUACAGCGCGAGCUGGGGGCCAGAUGACGACGGGAAGACGGUGGACGGGCCUGGCCGACUGGCCAGACAGGCCUUCGAGUAUGGCAUUAAAAAGGGCCGGCAGGGCCUGGGCUCCAUUUUUGUCUGGGCGUCGGGGAACGGCGGCCGAGAGGGGGACCACUGCUCCUGCGACGGCUACACCAACAGCAUCUACACCAUCUCCGUGAGCAGCACUACAGAGAAUGGCUACAAACCCUGGUACCUAGAGGAGUGUGCGUCCACCCUGGCCACCACCUACAGCAGCGGGGCCUUCUACGAGCGCAAAAUCGUGACCACAGAUCUGCGCCAGCGCUGCACUGAUGGCCACACCGGGACCUCUGUUUCAGCCCCCAUGGUGGCCGGCAUCAUCGCCUUGGCGCUGGAAGCAAACAGCCAGCUGACCUGGAGGGACGUCCAGCACCUGCUGGUGAAGACGUCUAGGCCGGCCCACCUCAAAGCAAACGACUGGAAGGUGAACGGUGCUGGUCAUAAAGUUAGCCACCUCUAUGGAUUUGGCUUGGUAGACGCGGACGCCCUCGUCAUGGAGGCCAAGAAGUGGACUGCGGUGCCCCUGCAGCACAGCUGUGUCGCUGUCACAGACAAGAGGCCCAGGAGCAUCCCCGUGGUGCAGAUGCUGAGGACCAGCGCCCUGACCACCGCCUGUGCCGACCACUCGGACCAGCGUGUGAGCUACCUGGAGCACGUGGUGGCCCGCAUCACCAUCUCCCACCCACGCCGAGGAGACCUGCAGAUCCAUUUGAUUUCUCCCUCAGGGACCAAGUCUCAGCUUUUGGCGAAGAGGUUGCUGGAUCAUUCCAACGAAGGCUUUACAAACUGGGAGUUCAUGACUGUGCACUGCUGGGGAGAGAAGGCCGAGGGGGAAUGGACCCUGGAAAUCCAGGACAUGCCAUCCCAGGUCCGCAACCCAGAGAAACAAGGGAAGUUGAAAGAGUGGAGCCUCAUCCUGUACGGCACGGCCCAGCACCCCUAUACCACCUUCAGCGCCCAUCAGUCUCGCUCCCGGAUGCUGGAGCUCUCGGCCCCAGAGCCAGAGCCACCCAAGGCCGCCCUGUCGCCGUCCCAGGCCGAGGUUCCCGAGGACGAAGAGGACUACACAGCUCCUCCCUCCCAUGGCUCUCCUAAUAUUUUACAGACCAGUGUGUGCCAUCCGGAGUGUGGUGACAAAGGCUGUGAUGGCCCUAAUGCAGACCAGUGCUUGAACUGUGUCCACUUCAGCCUGGGGAGCGUCAAGACCAGCAGGAAGUGCGUGAGCGUGUGCCCCUUGGGCUACUUUGGGGACAUGGCAGCCCGCCGCUGUCGCCGCUGCCACAAGGGGUGUGAGACCUGCUCGGGCCGGGGCUCCACCCAGUGCCUGUCUUGCCGCCGUGGGUUCUACCACCAUCAGGAGGUGAACACCUGUGUGACCUUCUGUCCCGCCGGAUUUUAUGCUGAUGAAAAUCAGAAAAACUGCCUUAAAUGCCACCCAAGCUGUAAGAAGUGCAUAGAUGAACCAGAGAAAUGUACUGUCUGUAAAGAAGGAUUCAGCCUUGCACGGGGCAGCUGCAUUCCAGACUGUGAGCCAGGCACCUACUUUGACUCUGAGCUGAUCAGGUGCGGGGAAUGCCAUCCCACCUGCCAGACCUGCGUGGGGCCCAGCAGAGAAGAAUGUAUUCACUGUGCCCCAAAUUUCCACUUCCAAGACUGGAAAUGUGUGCCAGCCUGUGGCGAGGGCUUCUACCCUGAGGAGAUGCCGGGCUUGCCCCACAAAGUGUGCCGAAGGUGUGACGAGAGCUGCUUGAGCUGUGAAGGCUCCAGCAGGAACUGCAGCCGGUGUAAGACAGGCUUCACACAGCUGGGAACCUCGUGCAUCACCAACCACACGUGCAGCAAUGCCGAUGAGACCUUCUGCGAGAUGGUCAAGUCCAACCGGCUCUGCGAACGCAAGCUCUUCAUCCAGUUCUGCUGCCGCACCUGCCUCCUGGCUGGGUAG
Molecule: messenger RNA, 3417 nt
Organism: Lipotes vexillifer (Yangtze River dolphin)
Lineage: Eukaryota; Metazoa; Chordata; Mammalia; Artiodactyla; Lipotidae
Gene: PCSK6
Product: proprotein convertase subtilisin/kexin type 6
Exons: 24
Coding region: 1-3417 (1138 amino acids)
Biological process (GO): peptide hormone processing
Cellular component (GO): cell surface; membrane
Molecular function (GO): serine-type endopeptidase activity
Source: RefSeq, a predicted model, not a curated record